AGGGCUUAAAAUCUGAGUAAAGGAUGGAGAAUAUAGGAAGAAAAUAAAGAGUAAACAUUGAGGGUUGGACUGAAGAACAUCUUGAAAAUUUUGAAUGUGAGUCAUCAGCAGAGUUGAAGUUCUGGAGAUAAAGACUGGAAUAUUUUGUUGAGCUUGGAGAUGUUGCAGCCAUUUAUGAAGUUUGAAGAAUUGUCACUAGAUUAAUGUGUAUGAUAGUUAUGAGCUUAGAGAACUGUUUGAUUGGGCAAUUCCUUUUCAGUGAUAUUGUCCUAGAAAAGGGUUGGAGGACGAAUCGCUGCUCUAAUCAUACAUAAGGCAAGGAAAUGCCCCCAUCCGAAAAGAAAGGGAUUCGAAAUGCUGAAGCUCACACAUCUCUAGGCCAUCAGGGCCCUUCCUUUGAAGCAACUCAGAAAGAAAGACUGAGACCAAAAUCCUUGGAGGAGGACCUUCCAGCAGCAGGAGCAUUGACAGGAGGAUCGAUCUAGCACAACUGUCAGUAACUUUGCCAGGGGUUGGGGGAGAGAUAGAAAGCGAAAGUGACCUCUUUUUGGUAAGAGCUCUGAAGAGUGGGUGGAGGCUGUUCCCUCCCAAAUACCUGACAAAGAAAAGACCUGGAAAGUGAAAGACAAAAGUCUAGAAAAAGAAUGUGACAGCCAUGCUAUGCAGCGGGAUGAGUGGAUGACUGUUGAUUUUAUGUCUGUUAAAACUGUCUCUUCAUCAUCACUCAAAGCCGAAAAGGAAACUCUAAGGAAAAUAGAGCAGGAGAAAGCCCAAGCACUAGAGCAGUCCAAACUGCUAGAAAGAGAAUUGAAUCCAUACUGGAAGGAUGGUGGGACAGGUAUCCCAUCAGAAAAUUGUAUACUGGCGGUUACUAAAGCUUCAGGAGUAGAGGAUGGUGGAUUAAGCUGGCUAAGAAAGUCUUAUCAAAGAAUGAAAGAACAAGCUCAAAGAGAAAACAGAAAUUUUGUGGAUAUUGUAGCUGAAAAAUAUGGGUCAAUGGAAAUAUUUCAGUCAAAAUUAAAAGAAGCUGAAAAAAUUGCAUGCAAAAGAGAAGAUUAUGAACGGGAACGGUGGAGGAAGCCUGCAUAUUCAGAUAGUACGCAGUGUAGUCAAGCAAGUAGCAUUUCAGACUUAGUGAAAUGUAAGAAGGACUCAAAGGACAGACAUUUUGCUACAGAGGUUGCAAAGAGGAGCAUUGACGACUGUGAGUUUAGUGACCCUGACACAAGGAACCGAUCUGGAUCUUUAGAAACUUGUAUAAGAGUAUCCGCCUUAAGACAAAGGCAAGAAUCUUCUGGAAAUUUGAGACCUAAAUUCUUAAGACCCUCUGAUGAGGAUGAACUGUCACUUCACAACAAAAGGAGAAAUUUUGAACCGUCUACUUCGUCUUCUACAUUAGUGACUCAGGCUUCUUUGCAUUGUGAUUUUCAAAAAUCCACAAAGAGCAGUGAAGAAAAUUUGACUUCCUGGAGCCUGUGUGGUAGGCAAGGAGGAGACCGAAAGCAUUCAGAUCAAAAGCCAUUGGAAACCUGGAGCAGCAGUGCUGAUCAGUGCUCUCCAGGACACAGGAGAGAACAGUUGCAGGCUGAGAGCUUGAGGGGUGACCCACCAAGAAGAGGACAUCUGCAGAACAUAAAGGCAGCAUUUUCUGGUCCAGAUGCAGAGUCCACCUGUAUCUUGAACGUUGAUGAAAAGAACAAGUUGGGGGCCAAGAUUAUCAAGGCAGAGAUGAUGGGAAAUAUGGAAUUAGCUGAACAACUUAAAGCCCAACUUAAAGAGGCAAAUAAAUUCAAAGAAACCAUAGCACAGAUAUCAACACAAAGAUCCAGAAUAAAGCGUGAAGAUGAAGAAGUGAUCCUUACUAGAAGAGAUGAGUCUGGAAGAGUGUGGCCUGUGAACACUCCUGGAGGGACCCUGGAUAUGACAGCGAAAAGAAGAAAGAGACAAGGAGUUUCAACCCAUGAGGAUAAAGAAAGGAUCCGAUACUUUCCUGAUGAUGAUCAUCUGAGUCUCAAAGAUUUAGUCAGAAAUGAGAAGAUGGGAACAGAUAUUGAUCAAAACAGACUCUUCAUGAGAAUGACAUCUAAGUUCAUGGGAAAACCAGAUGGAGACUAUUAUACUCUGGAUGACAUGUUUGUCUCCAAAGCAGCUGAGAAAGAGCAUCUUGGAGAAAGGGAAGAGAGCCAGAGGAGGAAAGCGAUUGCCGAACACCAGAGUCUUACUGCACAGAUGGCCAAAUGUCUGUACUGUUUUGAUAGUUCUCAGUUUCCCAAGCAUCUUAUUGUUGCCAUUGGUGUCAAGGUUUAUUUAUGUUUACCCAAUUUCCGGUCUCUUACUGAGGGCCACUGCCUCAUAGUCCCUCUACAGCAUCUUCAAGCAGCUACAAUGUUGGAUGAAGAUAUCUGGGAGGAGAUUCAGAUAUUUAGGAAAUCAUUGGUAAAGAUGUUUGAAGAAAAAGGAUUGGAUUGUAUCUUUUUAGAGACUAACAUGGGUAUGAAAAAGCAGUAUCAUAUGGUUUAUGAGUGUAUUCCUCUCCCAAGGGAAAUGGGUGAUAUGGCUCCCAUCUAUUUUAAGAAAGCCAUAAUGGAAUCUGAUGAAGAAUGGUCCAUGAAUAAGAAGUUGAUUGACUUAUCUUCCAAAGAUAUUAGAAAAUCUGUGCCUAGAAGCUUGCCUUAUUUUGCCGUAGAAUUUGGCCUUCAGGGGGGAUUUGCCCACGUCAUUGAAGAUCAACACAAAUUUCCUCGUUACUUUGGAAAGGAAAUCAUUGGUGGUAUGCUGGAUCUAGAGCCCAGGCUAUGGAAGAAGGGCAUCAGAGAAAGCUUUGAGGACCAGAGGAAGAAAACAUUGCAGUUUGCUCAGUGGUGGAAACCAUUUGAUGUCACCAAAAGUAAAAGCUGAUAAGUGUACCCUGCAUGUGUCGUUUCCUCUGCUGAGCCCAUUCAGUUUAUGUAUAUUUACAAGCAACUUUGCCUUGGUCUCUAGGGAAAGCAGCAGCAGCUGGCUACUCUAGUCACUGACAUCCAUGCUAGGUCAAACUGUUUUCUUCCUCAUGGGAACUUGAUUUGAGUGAUAGUGGAAUAAGAGCAGAUGUAUCAGAAUUAUUGGUUCAUGUUCUUUCUGUACCUAACUUCUAGCUGUUUCAGUUGUUUGCUUAGCCUAGAGAAGGACUUGUUUCCAGAGGUUUAACAAGACUUCAGUGGAAUGUGGGUCUGCUUCCAGGUAGAGUCUGGUAGCUUCUUUUAUGCUUUUAAAGAAAACUAGAUGUACUCAGAACUAACAGGGCUAUUUUCAUAGUUUUAUUAAAGGGUUCUUUUUCCUUUUUUUAAUAGUAGGGUAUAGUAUCUUUGUUAAGGAAAAUGAUUAAAGAAUUAAAUGAUAAUGAAAUAUACAUAAAUGAAUAUGUGUUUUUAUUUCUGGACCUUAAAAUAAUUUGAAUUUUGGUAAUCCAAAAAUAAUUGUCUGAAACAGCACAAUUCUUAGUUGUUUGGGGUUUGUAUAAAGUUAAAUUCUGUAGCCAAAUCACUGUAUUGGGUUUUUAAUAUUGUCACAAGUGUCAAAUAAUAUAAAUUCAGGAAAUGUUCCUAAUAAAAGUGCUUAAGUUUUA
Molecule: messenger RNA, 3604 nt
Organism: Myodes glareolus (Bank vole)
Lineage: Eukaryota; Metazoa; Chordata; Mammalia; Rodentia; Cricetidae
Source: RefSeq, a predicted model, not a curated record